AUGGCGGCUCCCAGUAGGAAACUACGAAGCAUUUGCAUACCCGUAUUGCUCUCUGUAACUCUGCUCGUAAUUUCGAUCCUCAUUUUAGCCUUUACUGCUUUCAAGCCCAAGCGGCCCACCAUCGCCGUCGAUUCAGUUUCUCUGCUCGAUCUGAACAUUUCUCUGGACGCCGCUAGGCUGAGCGUCGAUCUGAAUUUGUCUCUCUUGCUUGAUCUCUCCGUUGAGAAUCCGAAUAAGGUAGCCUUCGAAUACUCCUAUAGCACCGCCGUCGUGAGUUACAGAGGCGAAGAACUCGGAGAAGCGCCGAUUCCGGCCGGCCGGUUGCCGGCCGACAGGACUGAGAAAAUGAACCUAACAUUAACGAUGAUGGCUGACCGGCUCCUGGCUAAGUCGGAGCUAUUCUCCGACGCGAUCUCUGGUGAAGUCCCGAUCAACAUUUUCACCCGACUGUCCGGGAUUGUGAAGGUGAUCGGUGUUUUCAAGAUUCAUGUUGUGGCCUCGUCGUCUUGUGAUUUCACCAUCGGCAUUGGAAACAGAAGCAUUAAAGAUCAGAAAUGCCAUUACUAG
Molecule: messenger RNA, 567 nt
Organism: Cucurbita pepo subsp. pepo (vegetable marrow)
Lineage: Eukaryota; Viridiplantae; Streptophyta; Magnoliopsida; Cucurbitales; Cucurbitaceae
Biological process (GO): defense response to other organism
Source: RefSeq, a predicted model, not a curated record